Molecule: messenger RNA, 378 nt
Organism: Moesziomyces aphidis
Lineage: Eukaryota; Fungi; Basidiomycota; Ustilaginomycetes; Ustilaginales; Ustilaginaceae
Source: the annotation of a GenBank genome assembly
AUGGCUUCCGUAGCAGCACAGAAGCCCGCCGCCGGCUCGGCGCAGAAGAGGCAGCUCUCCGAACAAGAAGCAGCACAGCUGUUCCAGUCGCGCAGAUCCGAGCUGCAGGGCAUCGCAUCCAAGGUCGGCGAGCUCGAAGGCGAGGCGGACGAACACAAGCUCGUCAUCGACACGCUCACCGAAGCGUCCAAGGCGGACCCCAACCGCAAGUGCUUCCGCCUCAUCGGCGGCGUGCUUGUCGAACGCACAGUCAAGGAGGUCCUGCCCGCUCUCCAGACCAACCUCGAAGGCCUCAAGCAAAUCCUCGAAACGCUCCUCAAGCAGUACAAGCAAAAGGAGUCCGAGCUGCAAGACUUCCAGCGCGAAUAUGCAAGCUGA